ACCACGGCCGGCGCGGCGCCCCAGCCCCCUCCCCUCGGAUGUGACUGGAGCUGGAAGCCCGCGGGCCGUAGACGCUGCUGCUGCUGCAGGAUCGCGACCCGGAGCAUCUGAGGUGGUGAAGUCGUAAUAGCUCUUCAAGUCUACAAUUAAAAAUGGCCUCUAACAAAACUACAUUGCAAAAAAUGGGAAAGAAACAAAAUGGAAAGAGUAAAAAAGUUGAAGAAGCAGAGCCUGAAGAAUUUGUUGUGGAAAAAGUACUGGACCGACGUGUAGUGAAUGGGAAAGUAGAAUAUUUCCUGAAGUGGAAAGGAUUUACAGAUGCUGAUAAUACUUGGGAACCUGAAGAAAAUUUAGAUUGUCCAGAAUUAAUUGAAGCAUUUCUUAACUCUCAAAAAGCUGGUAAAGAAAAGGAUGGUACCAAAAGAAAAUCUUUAUCAGACAGUGAAUCUGAUGAUAGCAAAUCAAAGAAGAAAAGAGAUACUGCUGACAAACCAAGAGGUUUUGCCAGGGGUCUAGAUCCAGAACGAAUAAUUGGUGCCACAGACAGCAGUGGAGAAUUGAUGUUUCUCAUGAAAUGGAAAGAUUCGGAUGAAGCUGACUUGGUGCUGGCAAAAGAGGCGAAUAUGAAAUGUCCUCAGAUUGUAAUUGCAUUUUAUGAAGAGAGACUAACUUGGCAUUCUUGUCCAGAAGAUGAAGCUCAAUAAUUGUUUGCAUUGUUUUUUAUAUAUAUUUAUACAUAUAUAUAAAAUCUGAGUCUUGGUUUUUGAAUUAAUGGUGUGAAACAAUAACUACAUUCUAAAAAUCAAGUUUGAUAAUGGUUUUGAAAGUAGUAUUGGGGGAGUUGUUGAGUUUUUUGGGUUUUUUCCUCAAUAGCACUGGUUACUUUGAACAAAUAUAAUAAAGGCUUUCUGUAGUUGCUUCUUUUAUCAGAAAAGAAUAUUUAAUUCCAUGGUAUAUUUCCUCUGCAUUCAGGAACAGGUUGUGUUUUUUUUUAAUAUUAGGCAAUUUUUUUUUUGGUCAUUAAUCAAAACAGCUUGUCUUUAACUGCUAUGUUGAAGGACCAUCCUGUAUUUUUUUUGUGUGUGUUUGUGUGCGUGUAAACAAAAUACAUAGGUAGUUUUUUGUUUUGGAGAUUUUGCUUGUUUAGAGGUGUUGGGCAUCAGACCCAGAGCCUUGCAUAUGUAGGCAAAUGAUGUAUCACUGAGUUAUAUUCCUGGCCCUUGUUUUAGUUUUUUUUGUUGUUUUUUGAGACAGGGUCACUAGGCAGCUCAGGCUGGCCUUGAACUUACUAGGUAGCCAGGCUAGCCUCAAACUUUAGGUCCUCCUGCCUCUGCCAUAGAUAUACAAAUGCAGUAGGUUUGCAAAACUUAUUGAAAGGAAAAAAUUUAUCACUACCAACAACUUUCCUUAUCCAGAUGAAAAAACUAAGACGUUUUUAUUUCCUUUCAUUAAAAGUUUCUGUAGUGAGCAUUCCUUAACAGAAUAUUGGAAUCUGUAUACUAAAAGUUCAUGGGUCAUGAUCUAAGUCUCAGCUCAUGAAAAUGUAAAAUCAACUGGUUAGGGAUUUCAACUAUUUAGGACCUGCUGGCCUAAAUGAUCAAAAUUUUAUAAUUAUUGACCUGCAUGCUUUUUCUUUACCCCAACUCAUUCCUUACAUGUAAGUUCAAUUUUUUUCAGUAUUGGGUUACUGGUUCCACAAAAGCCAGAGAAACAACUUUGUAGUAAUCAGAAUGUUACCCAACUGUAUAUUGUUUACUUUAUUGUAAAUAAUGGUGAACAGUGGUCAAUAAAUAGUUUUAUAUUCCUUUA
Molecule: messenger RNA, 1809 nt
Organism: Dipodomys spectabilis (banner-tailed kangaroo rat)
Lineage: Eukaryota; Metazoa; Chordata; Mammalia; Rodentia; Heteromyidae
Gene: Cbx3
Product: chromobox 3
Exons: 6
Coding region: 153-704 (183 amino acids)
Biological process (GO): negative regulation of transcription by RNA polymerase II; chromatin organization
Cellular component (GO): pericentric heterochromatin; nucleus
Molecular function (GO): chromatin binding
Source: RefSeq, a predicted model, not a curated record